This is a messenger RNA of Closterium sp. NIES-65, 1212 nucleotides long. Lineage: Eukaryota; Viridiplantae; Streptophyta; Zygnematophyceae; Desmidiales; Closteriaceae. The record is from the annotation of a GenBank genome assembly.
AUGGCUUCUCCAACUUCAACAUGUCACGCGGAUGCUCUAUUUCACUCCGUAGCGCGCCUCUCUACUGUCCGUUCGCUCUCCUGCGCCUUCCCCCUUCGUCGCGCCUCCUCGUCUCACAUUCCCGGUGGUAGCGCGCUGUUUUUUGCUCGUAGCGCGCUCAGCCGCCUCCCCCUCCCCUCCGCCCCCCUUCCCGUCUCGUCGCGCGCGCAUUGCGCUGCCGUCGCCGCGCGCGCUUUGCUUUGUCGAGCAACGCGCGCGCUUGCCUCCUCUGCGACGCACCCUUCCCCUUCCCAAUCCCCCCUCCCCUCCCUCGCCCUCCUCCUCCUUUCCACUCUCCUUUGUCCAUCCCUCCCUAUCUCACCUCUUCCUCCUCCUCCUUUCUCUCCUCAUCUGCUGCAACUCGUGCGUGCUUGUGGCGCGCUCUUCCCACAAACCCGCCCCUUCACCAUCCUCCUCCUCUCCUCUCUCCCUCUAACUCCCCUUCCGCUCGUUUUCCUCCACCUCUUUUCUCUCCCCAUCUGCUGCAGCUGCAUAGCAGCAGACUACCUCGCCACUAUCCCUCCUCCUCUAGUUUCUCCCCUCAGCGGCGCAGCAGAAGAAUACUUCGCCAAUAUCCCUCCUCCUCUAGUUUCUCCCCUUAGCGGUGCAGCAGCAGAGUACUCCGCCGCUAUCCCUCCUCCUCUAGUUUCUCCCCUCAGCGGCGCAGCGGCAGACUACUCCGCCAAUAUCCCUCCUCUUCUAGUUUAUCCCCUCAGCGGCGCAGCAGCAGACUAUUCCUCCACUAUCCCUCCUCCUCUAGUUUCUCCCCUCAGCGGCACAGCAGCGGACUACUCCACCACUAUCCCUCCUCCUCUAGUUUCUCCCCUCAGCGGCACAGCAGCGGACUCCUUCGCCCUUAUUCCUCCGCCUCUUAUACCUCUCCCCUUAUCUGCUCUGCAGCUGUCUCCUCCUCCUUAUGGCGACCUCUCUUGCCCUCCCCUCCCUCCCUCUGCUGGUCCUGGUUCUGGCGCCAUUCCUAAACCUGCCUCUGCACCUACCUCUACCUCCUCUGACCCCUAUGCUGAUGGCCUUCGUGCUGCUAUCGCUGAAACUGGGCGGAUUGCGGCCACGGCCCAAGCCACUGCUGCGGCUGCUCCUGACAAUGCUACAGCCCGUGACCUUGCUCGUGUCCUUGCUGAGUCCCUCGAGAGCACCCGCAAGUGCCUCACUUAG